AUGUCGAUCCGUACGCUGAGAAUUGGUCUGAUUCCCGGAGAUGGCAUUGGCAAGGAAGUGAUUCCGGCCGGUCGUCGCAUUCUCGAGGCCCUGCCGUCGUCGCUGAACCUCAAGUUUGACUUUGUCGACCUCAAGGCCGGCUUCGAGACAUUCGAGCAGACGGGUGCUGCCCUCCCCGACCAGACUGUCGAGGUGCUCAAAUCCGAGUGCGAUGGAGCUCUGUUCGGAGCCGUGAGCUCGCCUACCCACGCUGUCAAGGGCUACUCAUCGCCCAUUGUGGCCUUGCGCAAAAAGCUCGACCUGUACGCAAACGUGCGUCCCGUCAAGACAGUCAGGACUGAUCCCAAGGCCAUCGACAUGGUUAUUGUCCGCGAAAACACCGAGGACCUGUACGUCAAGGAGGAGAAGACGUACGAGAGCACCAACGGCAAGGUUGCCGAGGCCAUCAAGCGUAUCUCAGACCGCGCAUCGUUCCGCAUCGCCGCCAUGGCCGGCGACAUUGCCAACCGCCGCCAGGCCAUCCGCGAGACGGGCAUCUCUAGCAUCCACAAGAGCCCUCUCGUCACCAUCACCCACAAGUCCAACGUCCUCUCCCAGACCGACGGCCUGUUCCGUGCCGCCUCCAAACGUGCUCUCGCCGACGCCAAGUACAGCGGCGUCAAGAUCGAGGAGCAGAUCGUCGACUCUAUGGUCUACAAGCUUUUCCGCCAGCCCGAGGACUACGAUGUCAUUGUUGCCCCCAACUUGUACGGUGACAUCCUUUCUGACGGUGCUGCUGCCCUCGUCGGCAGCCUGGGUCUCGUCCCCAGCGCUAAUGUUGGUGAGGGAUUUGCUAUUGGUGAGCCAUGCCACGGCAGUGCCCCGGACAUCAUGGGACAGGGCAUCGCCAACCCUAUUGCCACCCUCAGGAGCACCGCUCUCAUGCUCGAGUUCCUCGAUGAGCCUGCAGCGGCCGCCAAGAUCUACGCCGCCAUCGACGCCAACCUCGAGGAGGGUAAGCUGCUGAGCCCUGACCUAGGCGGCACUGCCACCACUGAGUCCGUCGUUGAGGAUAUCCUCAAGAAGUUGUAG
This is a messenger RNA of Geosmithia morbida, 1071 nucleotides long. Its product is annotated as homoisocitrate dehydrogenase. The record is from RefSeq and is a predicted model, not a curated record. Gene Ontology annotation, biological process: isocitrate metabolic process; tricarboxylic acid cycle. The transcript is spliced from 2 exons. Gene Ontology annotation, molecular function: NAD binding; isocitrate dehydrogenase (NAD+) activity; magnesium ion binding. The coding region runs from base 1 to 1071 and encodes 356 amino acids. Gene Ontology annotation, cellular component: mitochondrion. NCBI's taxonomy places the organism in Eukaryota, Fungi, Ascomycota, Sordariomycetes, Hypocreales, Bionectriaceae.